AUGGGCCCCAGGACAGAGCGUGAACGUUCAUCAAGGAAUUUCAAUAUCCCCCGAUCUAAACCGACAGGAGAGCGAGCUCGUGGCUCAAUGGUUAGAGUGUGGAACUUUGAUCCACUGAAUGAGGAACUAUCGGCAACAAUGGACCAAUCAGAUCUGACGAGGAAUGGCCUAGCCACGGUGCAUCUUGAGAGUAGAAGCAUUCCCCGCAGUCUACCAAUGAUUCUUGCUCCCAGGGCUUUGAUCCUCGCACACCAGAUUGCCACUCGUCUGAUUGGUCAUCUGGGCGCCGUGGUUAGGCGGGAUGCUGAGGUUAGGCAUGAGGACGAUCUGCUGCUCUUCCUGCCCAACUUGCGCUACCUCCGCGGCGAAGUUUUUGCGGCUGCCGUUGUGGUCGUGGUCGUGCGGUUGCUCUUCAAACUGGAUGACUCUUUUGAGGUGAGUUCUCCCUUUUUCUGUCAUGAGGGCUGCUUUUUCUCACCUGAUCUCGGUCGGCAGACAUGA
This is a messenger RNA of Dibothriocephalus latus, 501 nucleotides long. The record is from the annotation of a GenBank genome assembly. NCBI's taxonomy places the organism in Eukaryota, Metazoa, Platyhelminthes, Cestoda, Diphyllobothriidea, Diphyllobothriidae.